Molecule: messenger RNA, 909 nt
Organism: Caenorhabditis briggsae
Lineage: Eukaryota; Metazoa; Nematoda; Chromadorea; Rhabditida; Rhabditidae
Exons: 3
Coding region: 1-909 (302 amino acids)
Molecular function (GO): nucleic acid binding
Source: RefSeq, a predicted model, not a curated record
AUGGACGAAGCUCCGCUUUGUUUAUUUUUUUCGCAUGUUGUCAAGAUGAAAAGUGACCCAACACAUUGGCCAGGUUUUCUCGAGGUGCACAAACACUACUUGGAGCCAAUAAUAUGGAUUCGAGGAGCGCUGUUCAACGACGGCAUCUCCACCGGUGACAUCGCUCGAAGACUUCUUCUUCCGAGAGCAACUGUCUAUCGAGUUGUGCAACAAUUGAAAGAUCGAGGACAUGUGUUGGAGCUUAAGAAAAGCGGAAGACCUCGUACUGUCAACACUCGCCGGACUCGUGGCAUCAUCAAGAAGAGAAUCACACGAAAUGAUGCGGUCAGCAUGAACCAAAUGGCUUCAUCGCUCGGAAUCUCAAGACAAUCGGUUCAAUCCAUUUUGAAAAAGGACUUGGGUCUGAACAGUUAUCGGCUCCUUCGUGGCCAAUACCUCACAGAACAGUCCAAGAAGAAUCGGCUCGAAAAAGCGAAAAAGUUGCUCGACGCACUCAAGGUGCGCCGCCUCUCUGAAGUCAUUUGGACUGAUGAGAAAAUUUUUACGGUUGAGCCGCUUCCGAACCGACAGAAUGCUCGGCAAUUGUUGUCAAAGGACGAAGCAAAGUCCCCAAAACGUCGUCUGGCCUACAAGAGACUUUUUCCAAAGUCAGUGAUGGUGUGGGCUGGAUUGACGUCGGAAGGACAUGUGGCCCGCUUCCUCGCCCGAUCUGAAUCCACUCGACUUUUCCGUUUGGGGAUAUUUGGAGGAAAAGGUGAUGGCUCGAUCGCACCCAAAUGUGGAUUCACUUUGCUCAAAGCAUGGGAUGAUCUUGACGAUGACUACCUCCGGCGCACCGUCGCUUCUGUUCCAGCUCGUUUGAAGGCGUGCAUCAAGGCCGAAGUCUCAAACUUCGAAUAUCUCCUCUGA